Molecule: messenger RNA, 2204 nt
Organism: Clarias gariepinus (North African catfish)
Lineage: Eukaryota; Metazoa; Chordata; Actinopteri; Siluriformes; Clariidae
Product: transmembrane protein 185A-like
Exons: 7
Coding region: 108-1160 (350 amino acids)
Source: RefSeq, a predicted model, not a curated record
UAAAUAUUCAAAACAAAUCUGCUGGCUAGCAGUCCAAAGAUUGUUGUAUCAUUCCUGUAUUUUGUAAAUCAUGGUGUCGUAAUAAAAGCUGAGGAUUUUUUUCUAUCAUGAAUCUAAGAGGAUUGUUCCAGGAUUUUAAUCCCAGCAAAUUCCUUAUAUAUGCCUCGCUUUUGCUGUUCUCUAUCUUGCUGGCUCUGAGGCUGGAUGGAGUAAUCCAGUGGAGUUACUGGGCCGUGUUCACACCCAUCUGGCUCUGGAAGCUGAUGGUUGUCAUCGGAGCCUCCGCUGGGACCACAGUGUGGGCUAGUCACCCGCGCUACAGAGCGGAGGGUGAGACGCAUGUGGAAUUCAAAGCCAUGCUGAUUGCAGUGGCCAUUCACAUCCUGCUGCUGAUGUUUGAAGUACUGGUGUGUGACAGAAUCGAGAGGGGUUCCUACUUCUGGCUGUUCGUCUUCAUGCCCCUCUUCUUCGCUUCGCCUCUCUCCGUGGCAGCGUGUGUGUGGGGGUUCCGCCAUGACCGUUCACUGGAGUUGGAGAUAAUGUGCUCGGUCAACAUUCUGCAGUUUAUUUUCAUUGCCUUGCGACUGGACAGAAUCAUCAACUGGGAUUGGCUGGUGGUGUGUGUGCCACUGUGGAUCCUCAUGUCAUUCUUGUGUCUGGUUGUGCUUUACUAUAUAAUUUGGUCAAUGCUCUUCCUGCGCUCUGUGGACAUCAUCGCCGAGCAGCGCCGCACCUACGUCACCAUGGCUGUGAGCUGGAUAACCAUUGUGGUGCCACUCCUAAUCUUUGAGAUCUUGCUGGUUCAUAAACUGGAUGGACAUAACAAAUUGAGUUAUGUUUCUCUCUUUGUACCUUUAUGGGUCUCAUUGGUCACGCUCAUGGCCAGCACAUUUGGGCAGAAAGGCGGGAAUCACUGGUGGUUCGGCAUCCGCAAAGACUUCUGCCAUUUCAUUCUGGAGCUUUUUCCUCUCCUACGAGAGUAUGGCAACAUCUCCUAUAACUUGCAGCACGAUGACUCUGACACCUUGGAGGAGGCACGGGCUGUCCCUGAACCUUUGAAAGUCGCCCCCAUGUUCUUCCACAAAGGAGUAGAGAUAGUGCCAUUCCCUGGGAAGUACUUUGACCCUCCCCCUAAACUCUCUAUAGACAUACCUGACUGAAGGUAGCUGCAGGCUUUACAUGAACUGUACAGAUGUUCCAGGAGGAGCCCGGAAACCAAUACUUGCUUUUUUUUUUACUGUUAUAAUUCAGGUAUAUUUGAUGAUGUAUAUGUCGAGGACAAAGUAGGAAAUGAUAAAGAGCUGGUAUCAAUAUCAAAGUCAUCUGCCUGAAGAUGGAAAUUCAGCUGCAUAGUAUGGAACUGUAGAAUAGCUUAUAGUGAAUGAUAAUAUCUCCAUAAAGCACUUUCAUUUCAUUUUUGAAAAUAAAUUUCUCAGGCAAUUUUAAAAUGUAAAAGUGCUCAAUCCAGCUCACCGGUCUACAUUCAGCACAGGCCUGCUGAUUAAGAUCCUAAGGCUUGGGUUGUUUUAAUUGUAUCGUUUUUUUCAGUGGUAUUUCUGUAUUCAGCUUGUUAUUUUGUAAGGAGAAGUUGAUGAGGUUUUAGACACUGACUAACAUUUCUUUCAAAAUGACAAUAGAGUUAUUGUGGGGUCUAUUCCCUAACCUGGUGAGAAUGUGUUUAUAAAUUAUUAAAUCUGGCAGGAAGUACCUCUACACAAACUAUUUUUCAACACUGUAUCAUGACUUAAAAAUAGAAAGAAAAAUCAAACCCUGUAACUGACCAGAAGUGCAAGAUUGAGACUAUUCGAGCCUCAUGCUGACUAUUUUGACUGCUGUCUUUUGACCGGACCAUAUCUGAGUCUAAUCUGUCAUGUUUGCUAUGAGUAAAGGUUAAUGUAAGAAGCUAUGCAUGUGUAUUUUAACACUGUUGCAUGUAACUGUACAGUACACUGUUCCUGUAAUUCAUAUUCCUUUUGUUCAGAGUAAGAGAUUAUUUCUUUACAAUGCCUGACUUGUCUGUUUUUGAAAAUAAUUGUGCUCUAAUUACACUAGUAGUUUUUAAAAUUACAAUGCAUCUAAAGUGGUAACCUACCUCAAUUAACCAAUAAAUCACCAAAGGCCUCAUCCAGUCCAAGGGAGAUGAAAACACAACAGGCAACAAAUUAAAUACACUCAACAAAAAUAUAAAUGCAACACCUUUGUUU